Clavispora lusitaniae ATCC 42720 is the source of this 303-nucleotide messenger RNA. RefSeq names its product E2 ubiquitin-conjugating protein (gene spm2). Lineage: Eukaryota; Fungi; Ascomycota; Pichiomycetes; Serinales; Metschnikowiaceae. Gene Ontology annotation, biological process: DNA damage tolerance; protein K63-linked ubiquitination. Gene Ontology annotation, cellular component: nucleus. The record is from RefSeq and is a predicted model, not a curated record.
AUGACGUACUGGAACGGCACCAUUUUGGGCCCGCCCCACUCUGUCCACGAAAACAGAAUCUACAGCUUGAACAUUGUGUGCGACGAGCACUAUCCGGACAAGCCGCCACGCGUGACUUUUGUGUCGAAGAUCAAUCUUCCGUGUGUCGACGGCGACGGCACGGUUUUGCCCGAGCAGUUCGACACCUUGAAGCACUGGAAGCGCUCGUACACGAUGGAAACGGUGCUUUUGGAGUUGCGCAAGUGCAUGGCUUCGGCGGCCAACAAGAAGUUGCCCCAGCCGCCCGAGGGCUCUGUGUAUUAG